Messenger RNA from Zygosaccharomyces rouxii, 1479 nucleotides. RefSeq names its product squalene monooxygenase (gene ERG1). The record is from RefSeq and is a predicted model, not a curated record. Gene Ontology annotation, molecular function: squalene monooxygenase activity; flavin adenine dinucleotide binding. Gene Ontology annotation, cellular component: endoplasmic reticulum; membrane. Bases 1 to 1479 code for a protein of 492 amino acids. The transcript has a single exon. Gene Ontology annotation, biological process: ergosterol biosynthetic process. Lineage: Eukaryota; Fungi; Ascomycota; Saccharomycetes; Saccharomycetales; Saccharomycetaceae.
AUGGUUGAUUCCAGUCUAUUGAAUGCGAACUCUCAAGUCACUUAUGAUGCUAUAGUGAUUGGUGCAGGUGUGAUUGGUCCUGCUGUGGCCACUGGAUUAGCCAGGAAGGGUAAGAAAGUGUUGAUAGUGGAAAGAAAUUGGUCUAUGCCAGAUAGAAUUGUAGGCGAAUUGUUACAACCAGGUGGACUUCGGGCGUUGAGAAGUUUAGGUAUGGCUCAAUCAGUCAACGGUAUCGAUGCAUAUCCUGUUACUGGUUAUACUGUUUUCUAUAACGGUGAACACGUGGAUAUCCCUUAUCCGUACAAGUCAAGUGUUGCUCCAGUGGAGAAAUUGAAGGAUUUAGUUAAAGAUGGAAAUGAUAAAAUUCUAGACGAUAGCACACUUUCUUCCAGAGACUUUGAGGAAGAUGAAAGGGAGCGCGGUGUUGCAUUUGUUCAUGGUAAAUUUUUGAAUAAUUUAAGACGUAUUGUUGGUGAAGAGCCAACCGUUACCAGACUACAAGGAAAUUGCGUUCAAAUUUUGAAAAAUGAACAAAAUGAAGUUAUCGGUACCAAAGUUGACGUGGAAGGUAGAGGAAAAGUGGAUUUCAAAGCUCACUUAACCAUUGUCUGCGAUGGUAUCUUUUCACGUUUCAGAAAAGAAUUAGAUUCUCAACAUACGCCAACAGUUGGAUCUUCAUUUGUUGGUAUGAGUUUGAGAGACGCAAAGAAUCCAUUUCCUAUGCAUGGCCACGUCAUCCUAGGUAGCAACCACAUGCCAAUUUUGGUCUAUCAAAUUAGCCCUGAAGAAACCAGAAUUCUAUGCGCGUACAAUUCACCAAAAUUACCAUCAAAUGUUAAAUCUUGGUUAAUCAAAGAUGUUCAGCCAUAUUUACCAGACUCGUUGCGUCCCUCAUUUGACGAGGCCCUCUCAGAUGGUAAAUUUAGAUCGAUGCCAAACUCUUAUCUACCAGCAAAACAAAAUGAUAUUACUGGUAUGUGUGUUGUGGGUGAUGCCCUUAACAUGAGACAUCCACUAACUGGUGGUGGUAUGACUGUUGGACUUAACGAUGUGGUUUUAUUGAUUAAGAAAAUUGGUGAUUUAGAUUUUAGUGAUCGUGAGACAGUUUUAGAAGAAUUGUUAGGAUACCACUACGAACGUAAGAAUUACGAUUCCGUCUUGAACGUUUUAUCAAUUGCACUUUACUCACUGUUUGCUGCUGAUAACGGUAAUCUGAAAAAAUUGCAAAGAGGCUGCUUCAAGUAUUUCCAACGUGGUGGUGAUUGCGUCAGCGUUCCAGUUGCAUUUUUGUCUGGUGUUUUACCAAAACCAUUCUUAUUGGCAAGAGUCUUUUCAGCAGUCGUCCUUUACACCGUCUAUUUGAACAUUGAGGAACGUGGAUUCCUGGGAUUACCAAUGGCCCUAUUGGAAGGUAUUACCAUCCUUUUUACUGCUACUAAGGUCUUUACUCCAUUCCUCUACCAAGAAUUGUGCGGCUAA